Molecule: messenger RNA, 1086 nt
Organism: Punica granatum (pomegranate)
Lineage: Eukaryota; Viridiplantae; Streptophyta; Magnoliopsida; Myrtales; Lythraceae
Source: RefSeq, a predicted model, not a curated record
UAAAAAAAAAAGGCUUGAUACCCAACAUAAAUAUAAGAGAGCAGCCUUCGACAAAUUGCAAAACCCCCCCAACAUCAUUAGUCCUAAUAAUUUGCAACUAAUAAGGAAAACAUACACAAAGUCCAUCUUCUUCUUCUUCUUCUUCUUCUUCUUCUUCUUCCACCAUAGCGAAUGAUGAUGAAGGCAAUAUUCUUCUCUCUUCUCCUUAUCCUCCUCUUAUGUGUAAUGAUCCAUCCGUCAUGUUCCGUUGACAACACCCAACUCAACAACAUCUGCUCACAGACCACCAGCCGCUCCUUCUGCCUGCAAGUCCUCAAAUCCGACCCCCGGACCGUCUCAUCGGACUUGAACGCGCUCGGCCAUAUCUCUGUCGACCUCGCCCUGUCCAAGGCCUCCUCUGUCCUCUCCCACGUCCAAUCCCUCCGGCGGAACGCCAGGGAGCCGGAGCUGAAGCGUCGGCUCGAGACCUGCUCCGAAUACUACACCUCUGCCAAGUCCCAGCUCGACGGAGCCAAGAGAAGCCUCAGCACGAGGGACUACGCCAGGGUGGCUAAUGGGGCGGCCAACGCCAUGGAGAUUUCCUUGGGCUGCGAGGACGAGUUCGAGGCCGGGCCCCCCACCGUGCCGGAGCUCAAGCAGAUGAACGACGAGAUGGAAGGCCUAUGCAGCAUCGUGUACGCAGUCGUGGGCUACAUGGGCUAGGAGGGAUAAUAUAUGAUUUGUCGUCGUGGUCGGAGAAGCCACCCGAAUCGAAAUGUCAGGAGUCCUAAGCAUACGUUUUCAUGAGUCGUUCUCAGUUCCUCGUGAAUGUCUGCUGCAACAUAGAGAAUUUAUAUUAGUGGAGAAACAAUUACACAUAAAACAGGUGGUAUUCGAUCACAUAUAUAUCCUUCAACUCCUUAUUACGAACUAAGAGGUUCUGUGUUGGAACUCUUGUCAAUAAGACUUUUUUUUCCCCUUUUUUUUUAACCUUUUCAUAUCCUUCUGUAGAUUUCCGUUGUAAUCAAGAAAUAAGAAUUAUAUAUAUAUAUAUAUAUAUUAUAAUAUAAAAGAGAAAUAAAAAGUGAUCUUUAUUGUGUCGAGUAA